UGCAUAAAUUAUUUGUUCCAAGGCAUGUUUUUUUUUGUAUUGCAAGAAUCUUCAUGUUUUUAUUAACUUGAAUAAUUCAUCACUUAUUGUUUAUAAUGUCUGAAAAAAUUUCUUUUGUUUCGGAAUCGGUUAUUGAAGAACAACGUAAACAACGACAAGAAGAAUGGUCAAAAAAUCGUAAAGAAUCUGAUCCAAUUGAGGCCCCAGAACCAGAAUAUGAUCCACGAACCUUAUAUGAACGUUUACAAGAACAAAAACAAAAGAAACAAGAAGAAUUUGAAGAGUCAAGAAAAUUAAAAAAUCUGGUUAAAGGAUUGGAUAAUGAUGAAAUUGAAUUUCUUGCUAUUUGUGAUGAUAGUAAAGCUGAAUUAGAGAAUCAAAAAUAUCGCGAAGAAUUAUUGGCACUGGAAGAAUAUAAACGUGGUGUGGCACAUUUGAAUAGUGAAGAACAGGAACAUAAAUUAUCCGAAUAUAAACGUGAAUUAUACCAAAAUCUUAAGAAAAAAAUGGCCAAUCAAUCAAUGGCAAAAAAUGGCAAUCGCAAAAGUCAAGCAGAUUUACUAAUGGGUGCUAUUAAACGAAAAUCUAAAGAUGAACCAAUUGUGAAACGAAUGAAAACUGAAACAGGUUCGAAAACAACGACAACAAUCGAUGAGAAUCUAACAAAAAAUGAUUCACGAAUCAAAUUUGAUAAAUCGAAACCUACUAUUCAAUGUAUUGGACGAUUACCUGGUAUCGGAUGUUAUGAUGAUGAAAGUGAUAGCCUUGAAAGUGAUCGUGAAUCCAAUGAAUCCGAUGGUGAAGAUUUCAAUGCAUUUGGUCAUAAAUUGGCACAAUUAACCGAAGCAGCUGCAUCGGAAAUGCAGAAUAAAAAAUAAUUUUUUACUCGAAUUUCAUUUCUAAUUCAUGAAUUUUAUUUUAGUUUUUUUCUCAUCAUCAAAUUAUACUCUGUACAGAAUAAUAAAAUUCUAAUGUGAAUGGUCUUGGCCACCAGAAUUGCCAUAA
Dermatophagoides farinae (American house dust mite) is the source of this 1005-nucleotide messenger RNA. RefSeq names its product PSME3-interacting protein. NCBI's taxonomy places the organism in Eukaryota, Metazoa, Arthropoda, Arachnida, Sarcoptiformes, Pyroglyphidae. Gene Ontology annotation, cellular component: nucleus. The record is from RefSeq and is a predicted model, not a curated record.